AUGCUGAGAUUAGCAGGUCUUGAAACAUACCCCGAGGGUUUUGCAAGGGAGCCCACAGCUGCACUAGCAAACUGGUACGAGGGCGAGGCAAGCCCUGAGAAGUACUCUUGGUUCCUAGUGUUCGACCUCGGGGGAGGCACCCUGGACAUCUCCAUUGUGUACCAACAGGGGAAGUACAACCUGACCGUGGCAGGGAAGAAGGGCGACAUGUUUCUUGGGGGAGAGGAUUUCGACGAUGCCAUGCGAAAGCUGGUUCUAGACUCCUUCAAGAGGGACCACCCCAGUGCUUUGGAACCGUCGGCUGCAAAGGCUGCCGAGCUGCAGAGGGCCUGCAAAGUGGCCAAGGAAACAUUUCAGGAGGACCCUGAUUUGCAAGUCCAGACGAUCACUGUCGCAUCAUUCUGCCGUUCACCUACGGGGGAGGAUGUGACUUUGGACGUGAACGUCUCGAGGGAAGCCUACGAUGAGGCGCUGUCUGGACUGCUGGAGGCGUGUAUGCGCACAGUGGACGAGGCCAUCAAGAUCACGGGGGAGGCAACCAUGGCAGGUUCUGACGUGCGCUCGGAGUGUCCACCGUUCGACCGGAGCAAAUUGGACAAGGGGCGACAGUUUGGGCGAAAAUAUAAGUGUAAGCAAGUGAUGUGCAGCAGUAAUGUGUUACAGGUCCUCAUGGUGGGUGGAUCCAGCAAGAUGUUGCUGGUCCAAUCCAGUCUGCGGAAGGUUUUUGGAGAGAAGGUGGAGGUCUUGGACAGACCAGAGGAGGCCGUUGCGAGGGGAGCAGCUCUGAUGGCAUCCAUCUCGGAAGCCAGACAGUCGGGACAGAAUGAGCACGGCGUGUACGCGAUGAGCAUCGCGGAGUCGCUUCCGAUCGGCAUCGGGUUUAGAGUCCAUGAUGUCACGACUGAGAGAUACCGCAUGGAGAUCGUUCUGCCAGCUGGGACACCUUUCGGACGGACGAAGAGCAAAGACAACUGCUAUGUCAUGGGAACGAGCUUCGUCCUUACAGUCCUUCAGGGCAACCGUGAUGACUACGACGGCCUUGCUGAGUGCAUUGUGGUGCAGCAGUUCCGGAUCGAGAGGCCCAAGUGGAAGAGCGGGGGGAAGAAAAUAUUCCUGCACAUCGAGUUCCACGUCAUGGUGGACGGCAGUCUGAGAGUCAGGAUCGAGCCUCCCAACAAGGAAGACGCGUGA
Molecule: messenger RNA, 1191 nt
Organism: Klebsormidium nitens
Lineage: Eukaryota; Viridiplantae; Streptophyta; Klebsormidiophyceae; Klebsormidiales; Klebsormidiaceae
Source: the annotation of a GenBank genome assembly